Molecule: messenger RNA, 1461 nt
Organism: Aureobasidium namibiae CBS 147.97
Lineage: Eukaryota; Fungi; Ascomycota; Dothideomycetes; Dothideales; Saccotheciaceae
Product: aldehyde dehydrogenase
Exons: 2
Coding region: 1-1461 (486 amino acids)
Molecular function (GO): succinate-semialdehyde dehydrogenase (NAD+) activity
Source: RefSeq, a predicted model, not a curated record
AUGCAGCUCAAACGAGAUUCACAAGGUCGCGAGGUCGUUCCUAUCAUCAUCAACAACGUUGAGCAACCUCUCGAUACCGCUCGUGUUGUACCGGUCAAGAACUCGGUCUCUGGAGAGAAUGUCCAUUUCUAUGCCAGCGCAGACUCAGAAACUUGUGGUCGUGCAUGUGACGCAGCGUGGAGCGCCUUUCGAACCUGGAGAAAUGCACCGAUAACAGAGCGUCGAGGAUUACUUUUGAGAGUCGCAGGUUUAUACAAGGAACGUUUGAACGAGAUUGUCCAAGCCCAGGUAAAGGAAACCGCGUGUACUGAAGGAUGGGCCAAAUUCAACGUCCUCGCUGCAACCAACUAUAUCAACGAAUCCGCAGCAUGCGUCAGCAGUGUCAAGGGAACCAUUCCCCCGACCGACAAACCUGACACCAUGACUUUUGUCUUCAAAGAACCAAUUGGUCCGGUUCUCGUCAUCCCACCCUGGAACGCGGCUGUUGUUUUGUCGACUAGAGCCAUCAGCUCUGCCAUUGUCACUGGCUGUACGGUUGUGCUCAAGUGCUCCGAAAUGUCUCCUUUGACCCACGCCAUCCUUGUCGACAUUUUCCGUCAGGCUGGGUGUCCUCCGGGUGUCAUCAACAGUCUUCAAACCUCACGCGAAGAUGCAGCAGCUGUGACUGAGAGCCUCAUUGCAAACGAGCAUAUUCGCAAGGUCGAGUUCAUAGGAAGCGCUGCGGUCGGCCGGAUCAUCGCAGCGACAGCGGCAAAACAUCUCAAACCGACAAUAUUAGAGUUGGGUGGAAAGUGUCCGGCGAUAGUCUUGGAAGAUGCAGAUCUGGCAAAGGCUGCUCGCCUAUGCGCUCAGGGCGCCAUCAAAAACCAUGGCCAGAUCUGCUUCAGCACAGAACGUAUCAUCGUACUGCGCAGUGUCGCGGAUGAGUUCAUCAAGCUUCUGGUGGACGAAGUCCAGAAAGCGCCAGCCGAAUCUGCAGUUUCACAAAGCAUAGCACAGAACGCCGUCAGCAUUCUCCAAGAUGCAAAAGAUAAAGGAGCAAAAUUUCUCUGCGGAGAUGGCUCGCUGCAAAACAACUGUUCAAUCUCGAACACACUAGUACUGGUUGAUCCCAAGACGUCUCCAGAUCAUCUCAGAAUCAUUGACGAGGAGACCUUUGGCCCAAGCGCCAGUGUCUAUAUCGUUGACGAUGAUGCGGAAGCCAUCAGGAUAGCGAACCGCAGUGCAUAUGGAUUGAAUGCUGCGAUACACACGCGAAACCUCGAGCGAGCGAUCAAGAUGGGAAGAGAACUCGAGUAUGGUCAGGUGCAUACUAAUUCAUCCACUGUAUAUAUCAGUCCGACUGGACCUCAAGGAGGUGUCAAGGGCAGCGGCUGGGGUACACAGAAUGCUUCAUGGGGUCUUGAUCUGUAUUACAAUACCAAACAGAUCAGUUGGCACGGUGAAAAUAGCGGAAACUAG